GCUCGAUCUCAUCGAACCCUCCAUCAACGCCUGGCCGCCUCGAGAUGAGUGCGGAGGCGUCUACGAGCAAGGGCACGAGUAGCAGCACGAGUUCCCGAUCUGCCUUCGAAAAGGCAGUCAAGCAAGUCAGCGCAUCUGCCCUCACAUCGACAAGGGUCGAAGCUGUCAAAGCACUCGCUGCGAAGCUCAUGAUGGAGGAUGCCCACCUGGUCUCGACAUUGUUCAAGUAUCACAAGAGGGCGGAGGGAGCCUACAAGCUCAACGUCCUCUAUCUGAUCGAUGCUAUCUCUCGUGAUGCUCGGGCAGAAGUCCGCAAUGUGACCAAACACGCAAAAGCGACAUCUCCCGCUCCUCUUGCAGAGCCAGAGAAGCCUCAAGCCGGCGCAAUCUCGCCGACUGAUUCAGAUAUGGCCGUAUCGAUCUCGACGCCUUUGCAGAGCGACAAUGCAGCCAAGACAGAGGAUGGCAAGAGUCUCCGAUCGCAACAGCACGAGGCCGGCGCGGGUUUCCUGAGUAAGAUGGAAGUCUGUCUCGAAAGGAUAUUCAAAAACACGCUCGAUGCCACCCCGAGCGCGAGAGACAAAGCCGCCAAGGUAAUAGCGCUGUGGCGACGAUCAAGCACGUACGGCAAGACUAUGCUGGCGAAACUCGAUGCUAUCGUCGCUGCAGUUGACGCGACUGCUACAGCGCGCAACACGGGUGUGUCGACGAGCACCGAGGCAAGUACCAGCACCAGCAAGACAUCUUCAUCUAGGCCUCCGGCAUCUUUAGAGGCAGAUGCGGCAAGAUCAGCGCCGUCCGUCAAGCCAGCAUCAGUGCCACCGCUUCCCAUUGCAAAGACGAACGGUAAAUCGAAACAGGAGCAGCCUACGCCGCAACCCUCGAUUGUCACUCAGGUCCUGCAGAACAAGCAAGACACAGCCCUGCGGCCUGCUGCUGCGAUAGGCGACAUGUCAACUGAUCUGGCAGCUAUCAUCGCUCGCGCAUCUGGUCAGCCUGUUGCAGCACCUCCUCUGCCGGAGUUUUCACGCGCCACAGCCCCCACUGCCGCUGCUGCCGUCCCAGAGCCUAGCGCGCCAUUGCCAGACUUCCUCAGGCAAUUCGCGUCUGCAUCCAAUGAAACUCGACCGGCAAUCACGAGCGAGCUGCAUAGCACACCGCCCUAUCGGUCAAGUCCAGCAGUAUACAAUCCGCCUGCUCCGCACCAGCAGACGCCUCAACAAACCCGUAGACCAAGCGCUCCUUAUGCGCGCGAGUCUACACCGCAAGGCCUGCCGCAAAGGGUUCCAACCCCGUCGGUGCCGAUGAGUUCUGAGCGCAAAAGGUCACUGUCGCCUGUUAUAGAUGUUCAAGGCAAGCGACCGAGAACAAGCACGCCAUUAGAUCCUAUGAAGGUGUAUGCUCAGUUUAACGCGCUCGAGCCAGACUCGUGGGCGCUGUUCGGGGAAUUGUGGGAACAGUGCAAUGGUGCACCGCCCACGAACGAAGGCAUCAUUCACAUGGUCAUGACUGCCAUGGCUUCUGCUCAGGCUGCCUUUGCAGCUUCGCAGCAGAUGACUGGCGCGGGUCCUGAGGCCUAACAUUGCUAUGUCCGCCGAUGCGCAGGCUCACGAUGGACGACGAUGAUGUUACCCACAAUGCAAAGAGUCAUGCUAUUCUA
Mixia osmundae IAM 14324 is the source of this 1660-nucleotide messenger RNA. RefSeq lists its product as uncharacterized. Bases 45 to 1580 code for a protein of 511 amino acids. Lineage: Eukaryota; Fungi; Basidiomycota; Mixiomycetes; Mixiales; Mixiaceae. The record is from RefSeq and is a predicted model, not a curated record. The transcript is spliced from 5 exons.